CCCCGCAUGUCGUCGUGCUAGAGACCUUAAUAGCGUUGCAUCUCUAAAGGUUCUAUAAUUCAUUUGCAAUCGGCGUCUCCAUCAGGUUGACAAUGACCUUCGUAGUCUGUCGCUUCCGAGGCUACGCCUCUAUCACCAGUCAGGGACAUGUCUAUUAACCCGACUUGUCGAUUCUCGAUAUCAGAUUCACGAUGUGAAGCUCUCAGAGGGUGGAACCAAAUGUAGGCCAUUGGUUGUGGGCAGCUACGGACGGCUAUUUUUAUUGCUCCCACCGCCUAUUGCUGAAUCCGAGGCUGGUGGUGUCCAAGGUCUGAACUGACAGGCUAUGUUAUGUUGACACUGAAACAUGGCUCUUCGUUCUUUCUUCGUGCUUCAACAAGUCCGUUUGCACGUAAGCCUUGGCGCGGAUGGGAGCAAUCGCAUUGGAGUGGUGCUUGCCCAAGGGAAGGAACUCUUCUCUGACUCCACCCACGGCCCACACGCCGACACUCUUCACUAUAUCUUGUCAAACCUUGACUACACGAUGGACGAGCAAACCCAAUCUGCACUCGACGGACAUCUACAAGUAUCUCACAGCAACAACUUGCAGACUCUCCAAAAGCCAGCUGGCAGAUACGCUCGUGCGAUCCGCAAAGGUCGACCACGACCCAGCGACACUUGGGAUGUAAAGUUUGCCAAAAACGAUAUCGUCGAGAUUCUCGAAGACCUCGGGAGAGAUUGGUAUUACUUGCGGAAAGAGAAGAAUGGGACAAAGGGAACUGCCCACGGAUCCUGGCUCGAUUUCACGUACCAAGCCUUCCAGACAUUCCAGCAAGACAGCGACAAGCUUUUCAGCAGAAAGGAUAACUCGACAUUUAUCACGCUGCCACCAGUGAUGUACUUCUGUCAAGAGAUCAAAUGCAAAGAGGAGAAGAGGGACGACAAUAAACCGGAUUUCUGCAACCAUGAGCUGGAGAAGCUCCUUCGAAGGUCGGGUAAUUAUUCAUGCAAGCUACUCCGGCAGCAACGGAUCAAAUGGCAUCCGGAUCAGUUUGCGAAGUACUGUCGAGAGGACUGCCGUGAAGUCCUGACCCGGAAAGCGGACAGCCUGUGUGCAAUGCUGGGCAGCCUUCUGGCGAAAGAGAAGGAGAAGGGGCAAUCUAAAUGACACCUACCGGCUGGAAGAUUUUGGUCUUUUGUGCCUGGAUUGCAUCCACUCGUGGAAAUGAAGUCGCUGGAAUCCUCGAGGCUUGUGGUCACCUGUACUUGAUCGAUAGAGACGGCCUGUUCUUCUAUGCCCGAGUUGCAAUGCCUCUCGCCUUUACGUAUUUGAAGGAAACUAGCUACAAGGUUCUGUGGGUCACCUCUUAUACACAAUAUAUCC
Messenger RNA from Westerdykella ornata, 1363 nucleotides. RefSeq lists its product as uncharacterized. Bases 347 to 1147 code for a protein of 266 amino acids. The record is from RefSeq and is a predicted model, not a curated record. Lineage: Eukaryota; Fungi; Ascomycota; Dothideomycetes; Pleosporales; Sporormiaceae. The transcript has a single exon. Gene Ontology annotation, molecular function: protein binding.